AUCCAUUUAUUUUUUAUUUUUAUUUUAUUAAGUUGGUGUUUGGGGUGCUGCGCAUGCCAAUACCAACCAUCUCACCUUAUUAUUACUUUUAUCUGAACCCACUAACCCUAACCCUAACCCUAACCCAUGUGGGGGAUCAGUGCGGUGGCCCCUCCCCCACUUUCCAGCCUUUCCCCAACCUCCCCCCGUUUUUCAGACUGAUUCAGCUUCGGUUUCCGGGAAACGAAAGAUUACCCAAAUUCUCUGUUCUCUACUCUAUUAUUUUCUAUUCCGUUAUUCUCUUCUUUCCAAACACGUCCUUCCGCCAACCGCCACCCACUUCCCACCGAACUAUAUCCCUACGCGCCCCCACCCAAACGCUGCCCUACGCCACCACUCGCUCGCGCCACGAUCUUGCGCCACAGUAGCCGCCACGCGCGCACUCAGUGAGGCGCAUUUUAGCCCCCGCCCUCAACGAACACACCCAGCGCAGGGCAUCUCACCUCGGUCGUCAGCAAGCGCGUCGCUUUCUCGUUCCACCGCGUCAGCAGUCUUAUCUUUCGCACCCCGCGCUCACUUUAGCACGUCUGCCUAGCUGGCUGCCUCAGGCUGGCCUGCGGACUACUCGCGCACGAUAGCAUCGCCCUCCACACCCGGUUCUGGAUUACUCCCCGCACGUGUCGUUCAUUCACUCGCCCACGUCAGUUCGCCGUUCUGUGCUCCCCACCACCUAGCUUUAUCAUCUUUUCUCUCUCCCUCUCUCCCUCCCCCCCCUUCCCCCCACCCGCUUCUCUCUCUAUAUCACGCCUCUCACUUUCAUAUCUAGGGUUUCUGAAUCUUCCCUGUGUAGCCAUGGGCUCGUUGCCGGAUCCCGGCGGAGAGUUUCCUCAGUCGCCGCCGAGUUUUGACGAUUUUCAGAAGCAGACUUCUCUGAUGACGUCCUGUACUCUGCUAUGGAAAGAGCUCUCCGAUCACUUCACUUCGCUCGAGCAGGACUUGCGCAGGAAGUCUGAGGCUCUCAAGCACAAAAUCCAGACACUAGACCACCAAACCAAGGAGUCCCUCACCGUGCUUGAGAAGCGCGAAGUCACCAUCGACGGCAGCGUUGAGAUCGCCCUCGGAAAAGUUGCAGGGUGCAAGGAGGCUGCAUUGAUCGCUGUCCAGAAAGGCGGUGAUGGCGAUGAUAAUGGCGAGGUUGAUGAUACGGAUGGAUUACUGAUGACGCUGAAAUGUUUUUGUCUGAAGAUGGACACGGAGGGGUUUUGGAAGUUUAUUACUGUGAGGAAGAAGGAAUUGGAUGUGCUGAGGAGUCAGAUACCAGUGGCUUUGGCUGAAUGUGUUGAUCCGGCAAGAUUCGUACUGGAAGCGAUGUCGGAGGUGUUUCCGGUGGAUAAGAGAGUAGAGAAGAGUGAGAGAACAAAUGAUUUGGGAUGGGCGUGUGUUCUGGUGCUGGAGUCGUUGAUACCGGUGGUGGUCGAUCCUGUCCUGGGAAGUUCACGCCCUUUGGUUACACCACGGAUGAAGGAACGAGCGAAGGAUUUUGCGGAGACGUGGAAGGCGAGCUUAGACCAGCGUGGUGGGAUCGAGAAUGUGAAGACUCCGGAUGUGCACACGUUUCUGCAGCAUUUGGUGACAUUUGGGAUUGUUAAGAAGGAAGAUGUUGAUUUGUAUAGGAAGCUUGUUGUUGGGUCUGCGUGGCGGAAGCAGAUGCCUAAGCUUGCAGUUGCCCUCGGGUUGGGUGAGAAAAUGGCUGAUAUGAUUGAAGAGUUAAUUAGCAGGGGCCAGCAGGUGGAUGCUGUGCAUUUCACUCAUGAAGUUGGUCUUGCAGACAAAUUUCCUCCAGUCCCACUACUGAAGGCUUUUCUAAAAGAUGCAAAGAAGGCAGCAGCUUCUAUUUUGGAGGAUCAAAAUAUUGCUGGCCGAGCUUCACAUCUAGCUGUUCGCAAAGAGCAGUCAGCGUUGCGUGCUGUCAUCAAGUGUAUUGAAGAGUACAAACUUGAGGCUGAGUUCCCCCCAGAAAACCUCAGGAAGCGUCUGGAACAGCUGGAGAAGGCCAAGACCGACAAGAAGAAGCCAGCUGCUGCAGUCCCUGCCAACAAAAGAACGCGAGGCAGCAAUGGAGGCCCCAUGCCUCCGGCCAAGGCUGGUCGAUCAACAAAUGCAUAUGUUUCUUCUUUCCCAGCUGCUCCCACGUUUGUCAGGUCUCCCUCACAUGCCCAAUACCCUGCUGCUGGAAUGCCGACAUAUGCUUAUGACAGGCCAGCUGCACCUACUAUGUAUGGCAGCCGGAGCCCGCCGACCAACCCAUAUGCUUACUCGCCAGAGGCAGCUCCUCCUCUCGCUGGAUCAUAUCCUGGAGCUCCAAUAAAUUACCCAACAUAUGGAGGUUAUGGAAAUGGUUUGGCACCGGCUUAUCAGCAGGCUUACUACCGAUAGACUUGACUAAUCGGAAAUGGUAACACUGAUAUGAUGACCCUCAUUGAUAGUUGAUCUUAUUUGCUUUUCCAAUGGUUGGUUUGUAAUCUCUAACUGCUUAACUGUAGGGAUGUAUGUGUGUUAACUAUGACAUUUGCCCUGCUUGCUUUGUCAGGUAGGUAGUUGUAAUUUCUAAUGUUGAUUGAA
This is a messenger RNA of Malania oleifera, 2601 nucleotides long. RefSeq names its product FRIGIDA-like protein 4a. The transcript has 3 exons. The record is from RefSeq and is a predicted model, not a curated record. Bases 832 to 2415 code for a protein of 527 amino acids. Lineage: Eukaryota; Viridiplantae; Streptophyta; Magnoliopsida; Santalales; Ximeniaceae.